AUGGAAGAGGACAACUUCAAGUGGGUUUUUACCGGAGUCUAUGGACCGGUUGUUGAUGAUGAACGACCUAUCUUUUGGGAGGAGCUUUGCUAUGUCCAAGGACUGUGGUCUUUCCCUUGGUGCUUGGGAGGGGAUUUAAAUUCUGUUAGGUCCUCAUCAGAAAGGUCUACAGGGGGAAGAUCUCUGGAAAUGGAUCAAUUUUCUGAUUUUAUUAAUGAGUAUCUUCUUGUUGAUUUACCAAUAGAAGGAGCAACUUAUACUUGGUCCAAUGGUAGGGAUCCAAUCACUCUAUCAAGGCUGGACAAAAUUUUAAUUUCUGGGGAUUGGGAAGACAAAUUCCCAGAUGUUGUUCAAGCUAUGUUAGAAAGGGUCACUUCUGACCAUGUGCAUUUGGUUUUGGAUUGCGGGGGUUUAUGUUCUCAAACAUUCCCGUUUAGAUUCGAGAAUAUGUGGCUGCGUUCGGAUGAUUUCCAAGGAAAAGUUAGUUCUUGGUGGGAAGGAGUCACUUCUUUAGAGAUUGAUCGUCUUGAGGAGGCCAGAAGGGAUAUGGAAUCUCUUCAUUCCAGGAGAGCCUCUUGUCGGGCGGUAUUUGCUGAGAUCGCUAGUAUGGAGGAGAUCUCGUGGCAACAAAAAUCCCGGGCUCUUUGGCUAAAGGAAGGUGAUCGGAACACAAAAUUCUUCCACCAGUUAGCUAAUGCUCAUAGGAGGAGUAAUCAUAUAGGAAGAAUUCGGGUAGAUGGUGAGGAGUUGUGGAGAGAGGAAGAGGUGCAUAAUGGUGUUGCUUCCUUUUAUCAGAAGCUUUACACAGAGUCUUUAGUUUGGAGGCCCAAACUUGAUGGUCUCCAUUUUGAGGCUAUUUCUGAGCUUGAUAAAGAUAGGAUUGAGAAUCCUUUCACUGAAGAAGAAGUUCUUAAAGCUCUCUCAAGCUGUAAUGGGGAUAAAGCUCUGGGUCCUGAUGGCUUCACUAUGCGAUUUCUGAUGGAAAGUUAG
This is a messenger RNA of Cornus florida, 990 nucleotides long. RefSeq lists its product as uncharacterized. The transcript is spliced from 2 exons. The record is from RefSeq and is a predicted model, not a curated record. Lineage: Eukaryota; Viridiplantae; Streptophyta; Magnoliopsida; Cornales; Cornaceae. Gene Ontology annotation, molecular function: catalytic activity. Bases 1 to 990 code for a protein of 329 amino acids.